Messenger RNA from Pseudo-nitzschia multistriata, 724 nucleotides. The record is from the annotation of a GenBank genome assembly. NCBI's taxonomy places the organism in Eukaryota, Bacillariophyta, Bacillariophyceae, Bacillariales, Bacillariaceae.
CCGGUUUGCAGUACCUCGUUGAUCACUGCGUCGUUGACACAAACUUAGCAACAGUAAACAAAGAACAACACAUUCAAAAAUGCCAGAAACCAAAUUCGAUAUUGGGAUGACCUGGUACGUUGCCUAGGGGUAAAAGAAAAAGUGGCAGGGAUCCGGGUCUCCGCUCACGCUGGUCGAUAUCGCCAUUCUUUUCUGGAAGCGAAUGACGCGGCGGCGUAUUUCGUCUCACUUACAAAAGUUGUUUUCAUGUCUUUUGUGUUCRCACUGUUUUUUGGCAGCGAUGGCUGCGCCAAUGCAGUGAAGCGAAUCCUCAUGAAGAUGGAUGGUGUCACCGACAUUGUCACGGAUGUUGAAGCCAAGAGCGCAGUAGUGACACACGACGAAAGCGUUCCACCCUCGCUGAUGCUCGAAAAACUCCUGAAGGUACGAAAAACAAAAUCCCUCUUUUUGUUUGGCAACCACUUUAAAAUAUCAAUGCGCUGGGAUCAGUGGAUUGGAGAAAUCGUGAUCUCAACGUGAUCUGAUUUGCUGUUGUUGCCGUGAAAUCUUGAAUUGCAAUUAUGUCUCAAACCAUGAUCAAAUCAUCGUGAAGUGGUCGAGUGCGUCUGGAAAAUCCGUUGCUCUCGCCGCAUAAAGGAUGGUGCUUUUGCUCCUUUUUUGCCAUAUAUUGGCUUAUUGGGUAAUUUGUUACAGUAAGGUGCCCAAAUGAAACUCAUCUACGCGC